AUGCAAGAACUCUUGACACAACACCUGGACGACAUUGCAGAGUCUGCGAACGGCCGCGCAAUUCGUGCUGCUGGUGGUCGCGGCCGGGGCGGCAGGGUACACGGCAAGGUUCCCAUCCGUGAACUUUCAGUCCUGCGCGGCGACAAAGACCUUAGAUGGGCGAGACAGCAGCUCAAGAAUUGUGAGCGCGAGCAUGCCCAUCUUCAGCACCUUUUGGGAGAUGAAGAUUCCGAGAGAGCCCUGCUUGCCGAGAUUCGGCAGGUAGAGUCCGCGUUGGAGCUGGAGAAGCGCAGACUGAGAAAUCUCCAGAAGGAAAGUCAUAAACGCGAGAGAAGCAUGGCCCGCGCGGCUGAACGAGCUGGCGGCGGAGAACUUGGCAGCUUGAACAUUGAUGGCAAUGCAAGAGCUCUCAAGGAGGUGGAAAGGCUGGAGGCAGAACUGGAAGUCUGGCAGAUGAAAAAUGCAUCCUUAGAGAAACAGGUCGAGGAGUUGACGGCUAGGCUUCGGGAUGCCAUCCAAAGCCAGGAAAGGAUGGUUUCCAGACAUCGGCAGUUUCAUACAAAGGUGGAGAGCGAAGAUGCAGGAAAGCAAGAACAGGAACAGCGCCAGCGACAAGACUCUCAGAUCCAGGAAGAGAGGGAACUUCGCUCUGAGAUUCAGAGCUUAUUGGACGCGCGGCGCAGCAGCGCCAGAAGCGCCGAGUCGACCAUGAAAGAGCGAGCGCGUCGCUUGGAGGAGCUCCGCAGGCAACAAGCAGAGAAAGAGGCCUGCCUCUCGCAGCUGAAGCUGACUGAGCAGCAGCUGCGGCGUCAAUUUCGCAUAGAGCACCGCAGGCCCGGCAGUACGAGAAGUGGCCAGCGUGGAUCCAGGGCACCAUCUUCGCCAAAGCGGCCGGCUGAUAGGGGCAGAGAACCCACUUCUGGUCAGAACAAAGCCCAAGAACCCGAUCAAGAAGCGCCGAGGCCAGGUUGA
Symbiodinium sp. CCMP2592 is the source of this 972-nucleotide messenger RNA. NCBI's taxonomy places the organism in Eukaryota, Dinophyceae, Suessiales, Symbiodiniaceae. The record is from the annotation of a GenBank genome assembly.